AUGAGCAACAACCCCGACAUGAUGGACCGAGAGCUCGCAAUGGCCGAGGUCGACGCCAAGCCCCACUCCUAUAACAGGGGCGAGGAGAAACGCAGAGCAUCGGCUGAGGCCGAGAGGCCUUCGACGUCAGGAACGAGCAUGUCGUCGACGGGCUCCAGUAGCUCAGUCGAAUCCAACCCGAACUUCCACAGGCUGCAGUCGCGAAACACCGAAGUGGAUCUGGAGCGUCGCCGAUCAACAGUCUCCCAGGCACUGAGCCGGAUAGAGACUCAGCGUCUUCAACAUUCGAUGACCGUGGGUGAAAGCGUCAAGUCACGACCAUCCAAGCUCCCGUUGCCAGCAUUCGGUGCCGGCAAACCUUAUCCCCCGCAGCUACCGAAUCGAGACGAUUAUGUCGUAGAGUUCGAUGGCCCGGAUGAUCCUUUGUACCCUCAGAACUGGUCAAUUAAAACCAAAAUUUACAUUAGUGCAAUGCUGGCAUUCACUAGUAUCUGUUCGACCUUUGAUUCGGCUGUUUUCAGCGCUUCAUCGCGAAAUGUUGCCAAAGUCUUUGGCGUUAGCCUCGAAGUCUCAACUUUGUCUAGUUCGCUCUACAUCUGCGGCUACGCUUUUGGCCCAUUGAUUUGGGCUCCUCUGUCUGAGCUGAAAGGUCGCCGCCCUCCGAUCAUCUUUGCCAUGCUGGGCUUCGGCAUCUUCAAUACGGGCGUUGCAGUUGCCAAGGACCUGCAGACGCUGAUGAUCUGCCGUUUCUUCUGCGGCGUCUUCGGCAGUUCGCCGCUGGCCGUUGUGGCUGCUGUUUUCUCGGAUAUCUACAACAACCGUACUCGUGGUAUUGCAAUUGCUUGUUUCUCUACCACUGUUUUUCUGGGUCCCCUCAUUGCUCCGUUCAUUGGGGGUUUCAUCAACAUGUCGUAUUUGGGUUGGCGCUGGACCGCCUAUAUCCCUGCAUUCAUGGGGUAUGCGGCUUUCGUGAUGAACCUUUUCUUCCUGAAGGAGUCUUACCCUCCAGUCGUCCUUGUUGACAAGGCUGCGGAAUUGCGCCGCCGCACCAAGAACUGGGGGAUUCACGCAAAGCAGGAGGAAAUUGAGGUUGACCUAAGGGAUCUGUUGAUCAAUAACUUCUCCCGUCCACUCCGACUGCUGAUUAAUGAGCCGCUUAUUCUAGCGGUGACAGUCUACCUCAGCUUUAUCUAUGGCCUUCUCUACUGUUUCUUGACUGCUUACACCCUCGUCUUCCAAGGAGUCUAUGGUAUGAAUGCUGGAAUUAGUGGUUUACCCCUAUUUGGCAUGGUCGCCGGCCUUUUCAUUGCUGGCACCUACAUCAUCCUUUCGAGCGGAGAAUACAACCGCAAGCUGGAUAAAAAUGGAGGUGUUCCUGUACCUGAAUGGCGCCUUCCACCUGUGAUCGCUGGUGGUGCCCUUUUCGCGGCUGGAAUCUUCUGGUUUGGAUGGACUGGUUUCACCAACAAUGUUCCUUGGAUCGUGCCUACACUGAGUGGCUUAUUCACUGGAUUUGGUCUCUUGAUUAUCUUCAUUCAGCUAUUCAACUACCUGAUUGAUACUUAUCUUAUGUUUGCCGCUUCUGCCAUUGCAGCAAACACAUUCUGCCGUUCUAUGGUAGCAGCAAGCUUCCCACUCUUCUCGCGCCAAAUGUUUGAAAACAUGGGCAUUCAGUGGGCUGCUACACUUCUCGGCUGCCUCGCUGCCUGUCUAGUCCCCAUUCCCGUGGGAUUUUGGUUCUUCGGAAAGAAUCUGAGAAUGAAGAGCAAGUUUGCACCAUUUUUCGAGCCUGCCUGUGAGGCGCAUGCCAGAGACGAGACCGAAGAGAUCGAAGCAGACGGAAACGCUUGA
Molecule: messenger RNA, 1851 nt
Organism: Penicillium canariense
Lineage: Eukaryota; Fungi; Ascomycota; Eurotiomycetes; Eurotiales; Aspergillaceae
Product: MFS transporter
Exons: 3
Coding region: 1-1851 (616 amino acids)
Biological process (GO): transmembrane transport
Molecular function (GO): transmembrane transporter activity
Source: RefSeq, a predicted model, not a curated record